Molecule: messenger RNA, 2353 nt
Organism: Eurytemora carolleeae
Lineage: Eukaryota; Metazoa; Arthropoda; Copepoda; Calanoida; Temoridae
Gene: SH3PX1
Product: sorting nexin lst-4
Exons: 27
Coding region: 173-2353 (726 amino acids)
Biological process (GO): endocytosis; plasma membrane tubulation; endosomal transport
Cellular component (GO): plasma membrane; cytoplasmic vesicle
Molecular function (GO): phosphatidylinositol binding; protein binding
Source: RefSeq, a predicted model, not a curated record
UUAAAAACAUCCAUUAUUUUUGAAUGACAAGGCUACAAAUGUGUAUUUUUAAUAAAAUUUUCAGAAAAAAACUAUAUUCAUGAUUUUCCGUUGAAAACAAAGAAGUGACUCAUAUAGUAAAUAUCUGAAGGGGACUCACUCAAUUAUUGAUUAGUUUUCAAUUCUCCUCGUAAUGGCAACACGACAGGCGAAAGUGUUGUAUGAUUUUGAUGGAGAGUCAGGGACAGGAGAAAUAUCUAUCAGGGAGGGAGAAAUCGUUGUUAUUACCAGAACAGAUGUCGGAGAGGGCUGGUGGGAGGGUAGAAAUUCCAGUGGAGAAACUGGACUUUUUCCAGAGGCUUAUGUAGAAGAAACUUUUGGGUCUGAUGCACCCCCCGCCAUAGCUCCACCCCCUCUACCACAGGAUUAUAAUACCCCUGCUCCCGGUCAGCUGGGUGGAACAGGAAUAUCUCCUGUUGAAGAAUGGUCAGCUGAUCCUUGGAGCUUUCCAGGUCCUAAACCUGGAGAUCAUCAACAGGUUCAACCUCAACCCCCUCAACAACAGCACCAGCAGGAGUGGGGGGAUGUAAGAAACUCUAAUGUCAGCGUCACUGUUGAAAUCAUAAUCAAAAUAUUAGAUCCUCCUCAGUUCACUGGUCAAGUCCAGCAGUUUAAUUCAAAUCAACAGGGUGGAGGCGGACAUCUAGGUAUUCCUGGAACAUCGCAUAAUGCUGGGAGUACAGGAGAUCUUAGUUCCGUAGGACGACAAGACGGGAAAAAGAUGUCAACCACCGGAAAGACGAGUUUCAACAGAUUUUCUAUGUUUGUUAAAACCGGAAGUGAGAAUUAUAUCCUCGGGAAGAUGAAUAUUCCUGUUCCAGACAAUGAAUAUAUUAUGAUACUGGAGGUAGGGGAGAAGAGGUAUAGAUGGUUGGCCCCUACUAACCCCUACUCCUGUAUAGUAGCGUCCCCUAAGAAGGAUUCAAAGUUUAAGGGACUGAAAAGUUUUAUUGCAUACCAGCUCACACCUAGCUUCAAUAAUAUCCAAGUAUCGAGGAGGUAUAAACACUUUGACUGGUUACAUGAACGUCUCUCCACCAAAUAUUUUUAUAUUCCAAUUCCUCCUCUUCCAGACAAGCAAAUUCAAGGAAGGUAUGAGGAGGAAUUUAUUGAACACAGGCUGAACCAACUUCAGAGCUUUGUAGAUAGAAUCUGUAGACACCCUGUACUCUCACAAUCCGAGGUUUGGAUGCAUUUCUUGACCUGUACAGACGAGAAAAGAUGGAAAUCAGGGAAACGAAAAGCAGAAAAAGAUCCUUUAGUUGGAGGAGGUAGUUUUCUGACCUUGAAACCUCCAGAGAAAAGUUUGGAUGCCGAGUUUGUUGAUAAUGAAACACAGACGUUCUCUCAGUUUUCUCUUCAUUUUGAUUCUGCAGUCAAAAAUCUAGCAAAGGUAGCAGCUGAUCAAACAACAAAGUUCCAAAAUGAUUAUAAGCGUGAGUUUACUGUUAUAGGCAGAUCAUUCAUCCAGCUUGGGCAGGCUAUGGAACAGGACGGAGGCAACUACAGUCCAGGUUUAAAUAGUGCAGUUCUUCAUACAGGAGAAACCUACGAGGAACUGGGGAAACUAUACGAGGAACAGCCAAGGUUGGACUGGGAGCACCUAGCAGAUAUGAUGCAUGAUUACAAAGGUCUUUUAACAGGGUUUCCACAGAUUCUUCAUGUUCACUCUGGUUCAGUUGGAAAACAACGUGAGGUAGAAGCUGACCCCAAGGUUGGACCAGCUGAAGCUGCUUCAGUCAAACUAAGAUCAGAUGCUGUAUCCUACGCUCUUCUUGCUGAGAUGAAUACCUUCCAUGAGCAGCGUGUAAAAGACCUGAAGUCUUCUCACCAACAGUUCCUUAAAGAACAAAUCAAGUUCUACCAGAAGGGGGAAUGGAUUGGUGACAGUGAUUUCUCGAAGGGACCAGGAAACUUCGGUCUCUGGUCUUGGUGUACAGACAGCCAAGAUGGCCGGGAGAUUUGUCGGGGCCGUCUGGACGAUUUCUCGUCGAUCCUGUCACCAGCUUUCCGAGCAGCGACCGUUUUCGUUGGUAUCGCAGUAAUCAUAAUCCUGAUCUGUAUCCUGGCUAUGGUACUCUUCCUUAUGUGCAGUCCUGGAGAUGUUUUUAAGAUCUGUGGAACUAUGCAGCUCCUUUCAGGUAUAUUCAUUGGUAUAUUCCUAGGUACAUAUUCUUGGUAUAUUCCUUCGUACAUUCCUAGGUAUAGUCAUUGGUAUAUUCCCAGGUUUAUUCCUGGGUAUAUUCUUUGGUAUAUUCCUUGGUAUAUUCCUUCGUACAUUCCUAGGCAUAUUCCUAGGUUUAUUCUUGGGUAA